Molecule: messenger RNA, 930 nt
Organism: Bipolaris maydis ATCC 48331
Lineage: Eukaryota; Fungi; Ascomycota; Dothideomycetes; Pleosporales; Pleosporaceae
Source: RefSeq, a predicted model, not a curated record
AUGAACAGUCUCCAAAACCUUGCAUCUCAAAGACUCCCUUUAUAUCUUCCCUGGUCCAAGCCUAAUAUUGAGAUUGGAUCGGGCUUCAAUUCAGCUGCUAUUGCAUCUGACAGUCUGCCCUGGGCAUCGAAAUGCCCAUUCAUAAUUGAUGACGCGAAAUGCGUUGUAGAAAUUGAUGGUGGAGUUUCAAGCUACCGAGAAGGGAACAGUUCUUCGUCGGCGCAGCAUUCAGAGCAUCUCAGUGCUAGUCUUGGAGUGACUGUGGGUUGCAAGUUCCUCAGCGCCAGCGUCACUGGCUCGUAUGAUAAAUCGGUAUCGGACAACUUUGCUGGAACACGAGUCUCCAAAAAUAUCAGUAUUCAAGCCGGGCAUGUCCGCUUCCAAGCUGAUCCGGUACUGACACCUUUUGCACGAAACGUCUUGUGCAGAUCGGAGAACGAAUUUCGCAGCAUUUUUGGGGACUAUUACGUUGUUGGGUACCAGAUUGGAGCUGAAGCGGGAGGCUGUGUGACUAUCACUCACUCGGAUCAGUCCGAAGAAAAGCGAGUGCAAGUCCAGGCCACUGCCAAGGUACUCUGGAUGAAGAAGACUAUCAGCACUACAACAUCAUCAAAAAUGGUAUCUUCAGACGACUCCAUAUCAUUCAACAGCUACGAUACCCUGCGGCAGCACAAUGAUGAGGUAAAGGAAACCCAUCUACUAGAGGAGAUCCAUCAGAAGUCAAAUGAGUGUAUGGAUCGAAUCGACAAUCUGCAUGCGACAGUCGAAAAAACAAUAAUGGACCUGGGUUUGGGCACGAAUGAUGGCGCAUCCGUUAAGGAGUGUGUGCGAUUGUGUGAUUCUGGCGUGGUUGUUCAGCUGAUACUAGCUCCUUACUCUAAGCUUGCAGAAUAUGUAGCCCUGACUAGUAGUCGCAGCUCGGAUAUCUAA